Messenger RNA from Gopherus evgoodei (Goodes thornscrub tortoise), 10359 nucleotides. RefSeq names its product POU class 2 homeobox 1 (gene POU2F1). The transcript is spliced from 16 exons. Gene Ontology annotation, biological process: regulation of transcription by RNA polymerase II. Lineage: Eukaryota; Metazoa; Chordata; Testudines; Testudinidae. The record is from RefSeq and is a predicted model, not a curated record. Bases 114 to 2378 code for a protein of 754 amino acids. Gene Ontology annotation, molecular function: RNA polymerase II cis-regulatory region sequence-specific DNA binding; DNA-binding transcription factor activity, RNA polymerase II-specific. Gene Ontology annotation, cellular component: nucleus.
UCCACUCCCUUUCUUGUUCUGUUGAGAGCAGUAGCAUAAAUUUGUUAGAAAUAGUCUUCCCCCUCUUUAUUUCUUUCCUUGGACUAUCUGAACCUGUAGAGGAUUUCACAGCAAUGUUAGACUGCAGUGACUACGUUCUAGACUCAAGAAUGAACAAUCCGUCAGAAACCAGUAAACCACCAAUGGAGAGUGGGGAUGGGAACACAGGCACACAGACAAAUGGCCUGGACUUUCAGAAGCAGCCUGUGCCCGUUGGAGGGGCAAUCUCUACGGCCCAGGCUCAGGCCUUCCUUGGACACCUUCAUCAGGUCCAGCUCGCUGGAACAAGUUUACAGGCUGCUGCUCAGUCCUUAAAUGUACAGUCUAAAUCUAAUGAAGAAUCUGGGGACACCCAGCAGCCAAGCCAGCCUACCCAGCAGCCUUCAGUGCAGGCAGCCAUACCCCAGACCCAGCUCAUGCUGGCCGGAGGACAGAUCACUGGGCUUACGUUGACGCCAGCCCAGCAGCAGUUAUUAUUACAACAGGCACAGGCACAGUUGCUGGCGGCUGCAGUGCAGCAUUCAGCCAGUCAGCAGCACAGCGCUGCAGGCGCCACCAUCUCGGCCUCCGCUGCGACGCCGAUGACGCAGAUUCCUCUUUCUCAGCCAAUACAGAUUGCACAGGAUUUGCAGCACCUGCAGCAGCUCCAACAGCAGAAUCUCAACCUGCAACAGUUUGUGUUGGUGCAUCCAACAACCAACUUGCAGCCAGCACAGUUUAUCAUCUCACAAACGCCGCAGGGGCAGCAGGGUCUCCUGCAAGCGCAGAAUCUCUUAACGCAACUACCUCAGCAAAGCCAAGCCAACCUCCUGCAGUCUCAGCCAAGCAUCACCCUCACCUCACAGCCAGCAACCCCAACACGCACAAUAGCAGCAACCCCCAUUCAGCCACUUCCGCAGAGCCAAUCAACACCAAAGCGAAUUGACACUCCCAGCUUGGAGGAGCCCAGUGACCUUGAGGAGCUUGAGCAGUUUGCCAAGACUUUCAAACAAAGACGGAUCAAACUUGGAUUCACUCAGGGUGAUGUUGGGCUCGCUAUGGGCAAACUCUAUGGAAAUGACUUCAGCCAAACUACCAUCUCUCGCUUUGAAGCCUUGAACCUCAGCUUUAAAAACAUGUGCAAGUUAAAGCCACUUCUGGAAAAGUGGCUCAAUGAUGCAGAAAAUCUCUCAUCUGAUUCAGCUCUCUCCAGCCCAAGUGCCCUGAAUUCCCCGGGGCUGGGGAUUGAGGGCUUGAACCGUAGGAGGAAGAAACGCACCAGCAUAGAGACCAACAUACGUGUGGCCUUAGAGAAGAGUUUUCUGGAGAACCAAAAGCCUACCUCGGAGGAGAUCACCCUGAUAGCUGAUCAGCUGAACAUGGAGAAGGAGGUGAUCCGCGUUUGGUUCUGUAACCGGCGCCAGAAGGAGAAAAGGAUCAACCCACCCAGUAGUGGUGGAACCAGCAGCUCUCCCAUCAAAGCAAUUUUCCCUUGCCCAACCUCACUGGUGGCAACCACGCCAAGCCUUGUGACAAGCAGUGCAGCUACUACUCUGACUGUCAACCCUGUGCUCCCUCUAACUAGUGCUACUGUCACUAGUCUGUCAGUCACAGGCACAACAGAAACCACCUCCAACAACACAGCAACCGUGAUCUCUACAGCACCUCCAGCUUCCUCAGCAGUGACUUCACCCUCUCUGAGUCCUUCCCCUUCUGCCUCAGCCUCCACUUCCGAGGCAUCCAGUGCCAGUGAGACCAGCACAACACAGACAACCUCUACUCCCUUGUCCUCCCCUCUUGGGACCAGCCAGGUGAUGGUGACAGCAUCAGGGUUGCAAACAGCGGCAGCAGCUGCACUACAAGGCGCUGCACAGUUGCCUGCAAAUGCAAGUCUCGCUGCCAUGGCUGCUGCAGCUGGACUAAACCCAGGCCUGAUGGCACCCUCACAGUUUGCAGCUGGAGGUGCCUUACUCAGUCUCAAUCCAGGGACGCUAGGCGGUGCUCUCAGCCCAGCUCUGAUGAGCAACAGUACGCUGGCAACUAUUCAAGCUCUUGCAUCUGGUGGUUCUCUUCCAAUAACAUCACUGGAUGCAACUGGGAACUUAGUGUUUGCCAAUGCUGGAGGUACUCCUAACAUCGUCACUGCCCCAUUGUUCCUGAACCCUCAGAACCUUUCUCUGCUCACCAGCAACCCAGUUAGCUUGGUCUCUGCAGCUGCCGCCUCCGCAGGGGCCUCUGGACCAGUCGCCAGCCUUCAUGCCACCUCCACCUCAGCUGAAUCCAUCCAGAACUCUCUCUUCACAGUGGCCUCUGCCAGUGGGGCCACUUCCACCACCACUACUGCCUCCAAGGCACAGUGAGCCAGGCUGAGCUGUGCUACCACCAGCCUGUUUCACUCUGCAGUGGGAUUGGCUGCCAGCUGGGUUUAUAAACUGAAAAAUGUGAUCGGCUUCCUCUCGCCAUGUUGCUGGGGACAAGGGAGAGAGACGGAAAAUAUAAAAACAAAACAGGAAGGAUUUAAAGCUGGGACAGACAUUUGCCUAAUUUUAUAAUAAACACUGUCUUUUCAGGAUCACUUCAUGGAUCGGAGAGCUUUCUAACCAAAAAUGUAAAAAAACAAAAAACAAAAAAAAAAAACAAAAAAAAAAAGUGAAAGGACUACUUAUCAUUUUCAGCAGUCACGACAAGUUAAGGUGGGUUAUCAACUCAAACAUAGGAAGGGGAUUUCUUAGUUCUUUUGGUCUAAAUAUCUUUUUUUUGUUUUUAAUUAUCAUUUUAUAGGUCUGUUGUACAGGCCGUUAUGUCAUACAAGGUGUUUAUAAUCGUAUCAAUCGUGUUGGGGGUUCCUUUCUUAACUGGUACAAUUUAGGCAGGCCUGUAUUACUGGUGUAUCUCUAUUAUUAUUAUGGUUGUUAUUAUUAUUAUUAUUAUUAUUUUAUAUAUAUGGUUUGGACGCAUUUGUCUUUGCUCCUGGAUUGUUUUCAGUGAGCUCCCACGCCAUGAGGAGGGGGGAGAGAGAGAGGGGAACAUAAGGAGGCUUUCUGUCCUAAUCUCCUGGGAGCGUUCCUCAGUUUCCUCAUCCUUGAACUUGUUUUACAGAGACUUAUACUGAGGUAUCAAGAGAGAUCAUUUUCACCACUUUUGCAGGAAUCUCAGUGUAGAGGCAGCAAGUUGUGUGCAAACCUCCAGGCUAGUCUUUGCUUUUGUGGUGAGGGAAGCAGAGAUAACUUCUAUACUGCAGAUCUCCUUCACCCAACUACUUAGGCUAAAAAGCCAAAAUUUUGCUCUAAAUUGCAUGUGCAUUGCUUGUAUUGACUUCAGAGAGCAGGAUUUGGCACUUAGAGCCCAGACUAUUUCAGACACCUGUUUUGGUGGUUCUACUGUAUUGUUAGGAUUUUGCCCCUUAAAAAAAAAAAAAAUCCUAGAAAUGCAAAGUUACCUGAGGACACCAAUAUCACUAAUAUCUAAAGGCAUCAACAAUCCAAGCUUCCUGCAAACUAACUUGGUACAGGAUUUUGAAAGAUGAAACUGGCUUCUCUAAUCAAAGGAAUAUUCCUUUGCAUGUUUUUUGUUGUGUACAGGGAGCUGCAUUGGAACAGCUUUCCAUUGUCAAGUGCUUCUAUCUACAGGGAUAGAUGUCAGGUCUAUUGGGACAGAAGUUGCUGCCAAUUUCAUGCCAACACAACCGUAAGAAAGCACUGUUGGCUUCCUUGCGCCUUUGUUCUAUUCGAAAUAUCUUGUAGGUUUCUUCACCACCACCUUGCUUGGUGCUUUGGAAAUAGGAGACAGUGACCAAUCAGCUGGAAUUGUCCAUCCUGAUGUGGGAAAUAGCACCAAUCUAGUCAACACUGGGACUUUGCACACAUCUUGGUGUUCUCGUGUGGUCUCUGAAGAGUGAUAUUGCUACCUUGAUCAAAAUGACAGUAAGCAUCUUGGACUAGAGACUCAGUGUUGGCUUGCUGACAUAGCUGUGUUUCCAGGGUUGUUUCCAGUCCACAUAGCAAGGAGCAUUUGAGAACAGAGAGCUUAUGAGAAUGGAUGAGGAAGAAUAGUGGGUUUCCAGAGGUUAGUGAUGUAUAUUCUUUAAUAUAUCAAUCGAAUAUUUGAACCAAAAAGAUUUCUGAAGAGAAGACUGGAUUGCUGCAAUGCAGUUCACUUUGAACUUUUCAUUCCUGUUGGAUUUAAAAGUUUCUGCCAUGUGUUUAAAACACAUUUACACUCAGCUAGGAAGGGUGUCACAAGCACCCCCUCUGGAUUUGGUUUGGUUUCUUUGGAGGGGGAUGGGGAUGUCACCAGGGAGUUUCAGGAUAGCAAGUUUAUGCAGCAGUUCUGUUCACUUUUGCUGAUCAUCAGGAGGGAUCUUGGAAUCUCUCACCACCUGAGAUCAAUAAGACAGGAACUUAAACUCAACAUACACUUUUGGGUCUGUGACCCUAGUGUGUGGGAUUUAUAUUUAUACUCAAAUGGCAGAAACUCUUAUCUCUUCUUCCCCUCAUGUUUUUCUCUGUUCAUGUCUGACUCUCUCCAUCUUCCUGUUUCACAGAUUAUUUAAAAUAAUUAUCCAUGAGAUUUCAAAACUAGUGAACUGCAAAGCAGGGAAACUAACAAAUGUCCGUCCACCAUUUUUAAUGUGUUCUUUGAUUUUUUUUGUUUUGUUUUUUAAAACUAAGCUUGAACCAAAGUCAAUUUCUAGCAAGCUGCUGUACUAAUGGACUAGUUUGUAUAAGUGCAGUUCAGACGCAGAGAGGCGAUAGAUGCUACUGACAAUUUCUUUUUCAUUUGUCUUGUUUUUUAUUAAUUUUAUAUAAAAGUUGCUGCUUGUUUUAAUCUUUUUUAGGGGGGGGAUUGAUAAUUUGUAUAUCCUUGGGGCAGACUCUUGAUUUUUUUUUAAAUAGGUUUUUUGUUUGUUUGUUUUUGUUUGUUUGGUAUGUACAUAGAAUGGCAAUGUCAGGUGAUUACUAAUCCAAGUGGUCCCCCAAUUCUCCACCCUACCAGUUAAAUAAAUCUAAAUAUUCUGGUGUGACUGAAGUCUCUGACUUCAGUCUGUGCAGAAGAUUUUAGGGCUAUAAAUAAUAUAGAAUAUAAAUUGCCCAUAGUGUAACAGCUUUGGAGCAGUAAAAGGUAUAGAUGGGUAUGAUUCAGGGAGGGAGAAGUGGAAGAGGAGAUGCUGGUUACCCACUAUGUUGGUCUAGAGGCCAUAGCAUUGACUGUAGUUUCGACCAAAGGAAAUAUCAGUCCCAUGGGACUUGUAGUCAGCCAAGUAAGAGGGCAGGAAACGCUGAAGCUACAGUGCUUGCACUUGGGUCUGAAAAUUCCCAGUCACCUUCAGACAUUCGUAAAAGUAAAAUGUACCAAAAGCCUUUUUGUUAAAGGGCAUUUGGAUGAUAUCCUCUCCACUGUAUCCUCUGUUUUCUGAUGGAUCUGAGACUGUGGGGUGCAUCCUGUGCAUUUAUCUAGGAAAUACAAAGAAUGUGGGCCUUAAAUCAGCAUCAGAACCUCUCUCCACAGUUCAAAGGGGCUGUGCCAUCAGUUGUCUGGAUGAUUUUUAACUUACCAUUCUUGUUGGUUUGUGGUUGAGAGGGGGGUGUGAUGCAUACAUAUCUGGAACACUAAUGCAGCUUGGAUGGUUAUUUAUUAUAAACAAAUUGUUUUUUCCUGAUUCCUUUUUCAUUGGUCACAUGGCUUUGGUGUGAGCACCUUAAAUUCUCCCUCCCUCAUCCUCUGCUACCCAAUCACCCUCUAAGGGGCCCAGACUCCAGAGAGCUUCUUAGUGGUUUUUUCUGAAAGAAACUGGAAACUUUAAGUAGCCACAUGUCCAGGGAGGUUUGGCUGAAAUGCUCUUCUUUUUGCCCUGGGGAACUGGCAGUAGAUUAUCAUAUCCUACCACACCCUCCGCUUCCCUCCCCCCCCCCCCCUUAGCUCAAGACUAGUAUGUUUUUAUUUCCUAUCAUAAGGUGUCAAUGUCUGAUUGUAGCCCUUUUGUUCAGUCGAUCUGCCUGGACCCUGCUCUUCACUGGUAGUCUUGUUUCCUCUUGUGAACGUUGGUCACCUCUACUAUUUUAGUUAAAGGAGAGAGGAGAAGAACCCAGAGAUGAGGUUGCAGUGGCAUUAUAUUUGCCUAGUAAGACUAUGCAUGCACACUCUUUCAGAACUUGAGAUGGAUGAAUGAUCGGGUAUUGGAAUGUAGUGGAAAUUGCUGUUUUAAACCUUAAUCAUGACUGCAACAGAAACUGAAGUGUCUACAAGGAGAUUCAGUAGUGAUUGGUGAUAUAUGGACUUUGAGAAUUAGAGACUGAAGAUUUAAGGAUUGGAGUGGAAAAGUAUUGUCCCACAGAUUCAAAAAUUAGCCAACAGCGGCUAAGGGCAUUAUUUUGCAGUUGAGGUCACUUUUUCACCCCAAAGGACAAUAGUUGACUCUUUAUAAUCCAAAAAUACAAGUCAAUAUAAAUGUCUUAGCAAAAAUGGUUUUCUUUUGCCCACAAAUGUCAUAGUCCUUGUCUUAAAUCCAUCACUGAGUGAACAAACUGUUCCUUUGUUGUUUUAUGGGAUUAUCUCUGAGAUUUUUGAAUUCAAUAGAAUUUCACACACACAGAUAACUAAAUUGAAAUAAAAUCAAAUCAGGCUUUGUUGGCCAGGGCUAGAAGAAAUUCCUUAAAGCCCUUGUACAUGGAAGGGAAAAUUGCAAGUUAUGUAGUGCAUCUUUCUCUUCCACAGCUCCAUAAAACUACAUAUAUGUAGGUGUCUGGCUUGUUUUCUCAUUUCCAAGCAUAUCUCAUGGUAGGUAAAAACUAGUGGAGCAGACCAAUUCACUUUAUCAUCUCCAAGGACAAUUAGGAUCUGUAUAUUAGGCCUGGGGAGGGACAUAUGUAUGAAGAAACACAAGAAAUAAACACCUUCCCGAAAAAGAUAUGGAGAAGGGGAAACACACGAAUGUUUCUUCAGGAAAAAGUCUUAAAAGGUAGUGGUCAUGUGAAUUUUGGUAGAGAACUCAUUCAGGUUUGGUUCAGACAAAUCUGACCCACCCAGUUGACCUCUGCCCCAGUAGUUAGGGGAUGAAAGAUUCAUGUGCUGUUCACACACAUGCACAUACUCACCCUUAGAUGGAUUCUCCUGACAAAUGUGAAUUUUGUGAGGAAUCCUAAGCCAGUUAAAGUAUUAGUUUCUUUACUGACUUGUUACCUAGUGUAUAUGCAGGAAUGCUACAUAUAAUAUGCAUGUGUGUGUAUGUUCAUGUGUGUAUGUAUACACAUGCCCUAUACCAGUUAGUACUGAGAUAUACUCCUUAUAUAAGAAAAAUCCUGGUUUAUAAUAAUUUUGUAUCGUACUCAGAGCCUAAGUACAAUAUAGUUUACAUGUAAAAAAUUGUUUUAAUUGGGAGACUCUUGACAACACAUCAUUGCCCCAGACCUACUCAAACAAAUCCUCUGCCUUCAAUAAGUAAAGUCACACAAAUUAAUUAAAAGCCAUAUCAGACCCCAAAAACCACUUUGCCAUGAAGCCCAUAACACUUGCGCUCUGAUGGACUAUCAGUGGGAAUACAAUGGAAAGUAGAGGAUCGUCAUAUGAAAAUGCUCUGCUGGUAAUACUGGACAUCUGUGUUCAAGUCACUAAUAAAACCAUCCAUCACAUUUUAUCAGUUGUGAUAGAGCCCAGAAAUGGAGACAUUCUCUUUACUAAUUUGAAUUGCAUACCCUUGUAGGCUUCAAAAAUUGCAGUUUUAAAUUUCAUCUGGAAGUGAACUGGCUGUUACGGCCAUAAUGGAGAGAUUUCUAAAGAAAACAUGCAGGAUGUGUGUAAUAUAUAUGUUAACUUAUUUGGAAAUGCAUUUCCUCAUUUGUUACCCCUUUUGGGAAACAAAUCUUGAUAUUAAUCUCAACAGAAGUAGGAACAAUAUAUGAGCUCAUGUUAUAAUGGCCUUCCAUUUGUGUUGAUUGAGCAUUCCACUGCCCCUCCACCCUCAUCCCUUUCUUGAUCUUCUUCCCCGUACAGCGUGGGAGGAGGUUAUUUUAGUCUAUAGAUUAAAUGAAAACAAAAUGUAACUUGGAUCUAUGGGUGGUGUCUUUCCAAUGGACUUCUUAAACAUCAAAGUAACUUGGGCAACUUAAAAAAAUAAAAGAGGAAUAAGAGACUCUCCUUGUGCUCAGGGGGCAACAGAGGAGUGUGUCUGUUACCAAAACAACUUGGGAGAAUUCUCCCUGCACAUCAGUAACAAUGAUUAGGUCAGUGAUAGUGAUUUCCUGUUUACUGCUACUGUUAUCACUGAAGAGUUAGAUUUUUGUUGUUCCUCUGUUGGUUUAAGUAGAAGGUACCCAGCAGUCCACUGGAGCAGAUUCCAUUUUUCCUCCUGAUUGAGGUGUUGAAAGUGCACAAGUGCUAAGUCCUGUGUGAAGCAUAUUCUUGGAGUAGAGUAACUAACAUUCAAUAAAACAAAGACCAUUUUUUUCAUAAAAGAACAGAACAUCUUUGCUCCAUUGUAGCUGGAGCCAUAUAAUGGAGGCACAAUUAAAACUACUUCUAAUUUACCUUAAUUGUCAACACCUAAUAUUUUACUAAAUAAAAUUGUUCUCUUUCCAAUUUGAAACCUUACUUUACAAAAUUGUCAGAAAGGAGCUCUUUUUGUAAUGGAAAUAGAGGCUUUGGGACAGACUAACUACUACAUCAGAUCCUAGCUAUUGAUGACAUUUGGUUAACAAAAUUGCAUUUCCAAUUAUCUUAUGGUUAUUCUUUGGGCAAAAUCCAAAAUGUAAACUCUUAACAUGUCCAUUUAACUGUAUUAGAGCCAGUUAAACUGAAUUCUACUGUCUUGAGGAAGAAUAGGAUUAUCUUAAGUUUGUAUCUGUGUGUGUGUCUACACAUAUAUAUUGAAAAUAAAUUUAGUUCUGUCUUAUAUACUCUCUCUUAUAGAUUGGACAUUAUCAAAGGAGGAAUCUGACUGGUGGAUGAAUACAUCCAUUAUAUAGUUAUUUAUCUCUAACCAGCCUUCUCCGGGUCUGUUAGCCAGUUGUUACAAAAAUAUGACUCAGAAAGUUGUUAAAACAAUUCACAGUUCAGGAAGUUCAGUUGCACUGGUUCUGCUCCUUAGAGGAAUCAAAAUCAACUCCCACUGAUGUCAGUAGGAGUCUCCCUUGCCUCCAGUGGGAGUUGAAUCAGAUCAUAGAGUGCCUUAGGCACUUGGCAGAGGAUCUCCUGUCUUACAGAGCAUUUCACAUGCAUAUGUCCUUGGUACAACCACCCUUGUUAAGAUACAGGCAUUGCACGUGGAUAUAGUGUCAUCUGCUCCUUUUUCUAAUCUAAUGCAAAUCUGUUGUUUGUUUGACUCAUGACUUGCAAAUUAUGUUCAGUAUCUUAUGUAUUGCCACCCAUUCAGAAUAGGAUCAGAUUCCAUAAACCUAAAAGCAGUUUAGGUCAAAGAGCAUUGGAAGGAAUGAAAUGUGUAUACACGUGCAUGCACCCAUAUAACUAUACAUACAGACAGUACAAUAUAAAAACAUGAUUCUCUUCUGACUUUUAUCAUCAAUGAGGAGGAUAAAUGGACUAAUUACCGCUUCCUGUGUGACUCUAUCCUGUCUAUGAUUAAGGUGGUAAUAGAGUUGAGCCUUCAUGUAUUCUUCCUGUCAGUUCGGUAUGUACACACACUCCUACUUUCAUCCCUAGUCAGUACAAUUCAGAUGUCAAUUUGAUUGCAUACUUGUACUAAUCCAAUUCUGUCCUCCUUUUUCUUUCUCUCAUAUGCAUACCCAUACCAUGAAUGAACAGACUACUUUUUCAUUCAUUCCCUUUGGACUCCAUCUGGAGGGUUUUAGAGACUGCAGUGGAACUAUAGAUAGUUUUGUCCUUGGGGAGGAGAAAGUAUUUGGUUUGACAGAAUAGAUUGGUGUGGUCAGGUAUGUCAAACACAUCAGAUAUGGCUUUUCUGACUAAAUUUCUGUUCAUGGAGCAUCUCCUGGGCUUUAUGCCAACACUUCCUGCAAAGCAUACUUUGCUUGGGUGAAUCUCCUUGGGAGACAUUUCAGUUCCUGUCCCUGAAUAAGUGGAGGGUCCCCAACUGGAAUAAUCUGGGUCCCACUCCUUCAGUAAGAGGUAGCACCACAGAGCUGUGAGAACAAUGCUUGUGGGUAGCAACUGGCUUCUGGCACCUUCAUAAAAUACCUCAGCAUAGCUUAGCAUUGUCACAUAACUGGUUUUAAACUGAAAAAUCAGAAGAGAAAAACAAACUUUAUAAAUAGUGGAGAUAAUUCUAGCUGUAGAGUUUAGUUGAACUGAUGUUUGUUAUGAUUAAUAAACAUGAUUAUGCUGUAUGUAUUUGAGAUCCUGUUGAUAGGUUACAACUUUAUAGGGUUG